AUGGGUCUCUCCACUCAUCCCGAACAACUUCAGAACAAGAGUUCGAAACAACGCCGAAGGCCCAUGAAAAUGGACACUGCCUCCAAUCCAACCAACAAGCGGCGGUUGAUUCCUCAUCUCUUUCGACCCUUCCACAAGUCGUCAUCCACGGAAAAGAUUGUCGCCAAGAUUAUGGAAUUAAACAACAAGGCGGUGACAUUGUAUUGCGAGGGUGACUUUUCCACCGCUUCUUCUCUCUUUCAAGAAGCGGCGUCUCUUCGCCAAGAGUCUGACCCGUGGCCUGUCAUUGAGCUGGAACGCAACGAACCUCCUCCUUCCAGUUAUAUUUACCAACGAAUGGACUUUGAUGAAGGCAUGGUCUUGUAUCCCGACACGGAGGCGGUGGAAUCCGGAGAUCACCCCAAGUCGGUCCAAGCCAAGAUUCUGUUCAAUGCUGGACAAGCCAGACGCAAAUUGGAAGAUUUGUGCGGAGCUUCCGGGUAUUACGAACGCGCCCUGCGAACAUUUCUGCUUGCGGAUCUGAAUGAGAGAACCCCCAUUGCCAUGAUUACGGUCCACAAGGUGAUUAUUCCAAUCUUGCACAACAUUGGGCAAGUCUAUUACCGCAAGGGAAACCUCAAACAAGCCAUUGUGGCUUAUAAGAUUGCACUCCAACACUGCAAGAGUCUUUUGGGGGAAGAAGACUUUAGCGUGGGCAUUACGCUCAACUGUCUCGGUGUUUUAUACUACCAUGUGAGCGUGGAACAAUCGCAAGAUGCCAUUCAAUGCUUCAUGAAGGCAGUCAAGAUUCAACAACGAGUACUUGGAAAGAAUUCCAAGGAAGAAGCAACCACUCUCAAUAAUCUUGGACGAGUACACGUGCAACGAGAAGAAUUUGACAAGGCUCUGAAUUUCUAUGAACAGGCCUUGGAGAUUCGCCGCGAAUGUCUAGGCAAGGAUAGCAUCGACUAUGCGGCUACUGCCUUUAAUGCCGGACAGUCCCUUCACCAAAAGGGAGACUGCGAUCGUGCCAUUGAACUGUAUCAAGAAUUUCUAAGAGUGGCCCUGGUCAAAUUCUCCAAGAACCACCGCGAUGUCGCGGUUGUACUCUCUGGGAUUGCACAAAUCCACCAAGAACGAAAGGAGUACGACAAGGCCCUCAAGUUAUAUGAAGAAUCGCUCGAAGUGGGACGAGGUGCACUGGGCGAAUACCACUCGGAGGUUGCCAUGCUGUUGAAUCGCAUUGGCAACUUUCACUUUGAACGAGAAAACUUUGAUCAAGCACUGAUUGUUUACAAGCAAGGCUUGAAAAUUGAAAAGCGUGUCUUGGAAAAGACUCACCCAAACAUUAUUGUGACUCUGAGUAAUAUUGGAGAAAUCUAUAGGCAACGGGGUGACUUUGACCUGGCCAUUAAACUCUAUUCUCAUGCACUCAGUCUUCAACGCAAACGAUUUGGUGAGGGCAGCGCGGAAGUGGCCAAUACCCUCAAUGUUAUUGGUCUCAUUUAUGACCAAAAGGGCGACUCGAAUAUGGCCUCCAAGAAAUUGCAAGGGGCAUUGUUGCUCAGAAGAAGCAUUCUCGGAGAUGACCACUUGGAUGUCUCGGCAACUCUGACGCAUCUAGGUACCAUCUUUUACCGCAAGAAUAUGAUUUCUACCGCCAUGCAACUAUUUGACGAGUCGUUAAGAAUUCGUCGAGCCAAAUUGGGAGACGACCAUCGCGAUGUCAGCUUUACCCUCUAUAAUCUGGGACUCUGCCAUCAACUCCAAGGAAGUUACAAGGAAGCCAUUUCUUGUUACAGUGAAACCCUGCGAGUGGAGAAGCUGGUCCUCGGAGCCAAUCAUCGAGAUGUUUCCAUGACCAUGUACAAGCUUGGAGAAGCUUACAAGGCGGAUGGCAACAUGGAACAGGCGCUCAUUCACUUUAAGAAUGCGCUGGCCAUUGAGCGAAGCACGAUUGGACGGGAAGACCCGGCGACUGUAGCUCGCACACUGAACGAAAUCGGAAACAUUUACCUGGCAAGAGGAGACGUGGUUCCAAUGAUGGAGUCUUUCAACGAGGCUGCUCGCAUCUUCCAAGAAGCUGGGUUAUCAGCUCAGAGCGUGACAGUCUCGGGACAGCUUUAUGCUUUUGGUAUCUCGGUACCUGCAGCAGCUCCUGCAGCAUAG
Cylindrotheca closterium is the source of this 2148-nucleotide messenger RNA. NCBI's taxonomy places the organism in Eukaryota, Bacillariophyta, Bacillariophyceae, Bacillariales, Bacillariaceae. The record is from the annotation of a GenBank genome assembly.